AUGAAUCUCAACCUCUCAGGAUCGGUGAACGUCUUUAGAUUACUUUUCAGACCAUCCCUUUGUCUACCGCAACACACCGUCGCUACUUUUAACGAUUUGCCAAUUCCCCUGCAGAAAGCCUUCGAAGGGCAGAUCCGUGACUGUGACAUCCGGGCGGUUGUUCUUGACAAGGACGAUUGCUUCGCGGUCCCCCACACUAAUGAAGUCUAUAAGCCGUAUAAAGAACGCUUUGAGCAGCUCAAGGCCGCGUAUCCCGGCCGCCGGCUGGUUAUUGUGUCUAACACCGCCGGAGCCACAUCCUACGACACCUCGCUGAAGCUGGCCAAGGAACUAGAAGAAGCAACUGGAAUCACCGUUCUUGCUCACAAAACGAAGAAGCCCGGCUGCGGCUCCGAGAUCAUGGAGUACUUCCGCAGUCAUCCCGAGACGGGUGUCUCCCAUCCAUCCCAGGUCGCCGUCGUUGGUGACCGCUUGACGACCGACAUGAUGCUGGCCAACAUGAUGGGUGGCUGGGGGUUUUGGAUCAGAGAAGGCGUAGUACCAGCUGAGAAGAAGAGCAUUUUCUCGAGACUUGAAUGGCGUCUGGCUGCAUCUUUGACUGCCAGGGGCUGCCAGGCCCCAGUGCCACAGAGCCCCUUUGAGUAG
Molecule: messenger RNA, 645 nt
Organism: Colletotrichum destructivum
Lineage: Eukaryota; Fungi; Ascomycota; Sordariomycetes; Glomerellales; Glomerellaceae
Product: Putative phosphatidylglycerophosphate phosphatase, HAD superfamily
Exons: 3
Coding region: 1-645 (214 amino acids)
Biological process (GO): cardiolipin biosynthetic process
Cellular component (GO): mitochondrion
Molecular function (GO): phosphatidylglycerophosphatase activity
Source: RefSeq, a predicted model, not a curated record